Molecule: messenger RNA, 2455 nt
Organism: Perca fluviatilis (European perch)
Lineage: Eukaryota; Metazoa; Chordata; Actinopteri; Perciformes; Percidae
Product: tyrosine-protein kinase STYK1-like
Exons: 10
Coding region: 275-1579 (434 amino acids)
Biological process (GO): cell surface receptor protein tyrosine kinase signaling pathway; positive regulation of kinase activity; multicellular organism development
Cellular component (GO): signaling receptor complex
Molecular function (GO): ATP binding; transmembrane receptor protein tyrosine kinase activity
Source: RefSeq, a predicted model, not a curated record
GUAAUGACACAAGUGAGAAAACGCACUGUGCUGGUGACAAGAAAAUAGAAACAGAGAUUGUAACAUCACCAGUAUCUUCACUGGAAAUUGUGUAGCCUGCGGAUGUCACUGUAUACUGCAGACUGACUACAAAAACAUGAAAACUGAGAGGGUGGACUUCAAUUUGUCUUGCAACUCCACACUUAUAUGGCUCGCAGGGACAGCAAACUACACGUUUUGGAUAAGAAGAGCGCACAGAGUUUGACACCUGGAUAGCCGCAAAGAGUCGGCCAGCAUGUCAUCCAGCUCCACGGCUGAUAAUCUGUGUGAACCGCAUGACCACCUCUGCAUUGUAUUGGAGCACAUGCAGGCGGUGAUCAUCGUCCCUACAGUGCUCCUCCUGGGAACCCUGAUCACCUUACUGGCCCUGUGCUUACUGAAGUACUACGGACCCAAACAGAACCGGACACAGAUCACAGCCCCUAAACCCUACCACAGCUCAUCGAACGGACCCAAUCAGAGGCACAGCCACAGACGUCACCUACAGGGCGUUGAUGCUCCCACAGGGAUAAACCCACUGGAACAUGAAGAGUUGCCGAUGUCAGUUCAACAAGUGCAGCAGAUUGUCAGGCCAACUCUGGCUGCAGUACCUCAGAUGUCCACAGAGAGGCAUCAUGGAGCCUUUAACCAGGUCACUGCCCUGCCAGUGUCCUUCUCCAUCAGGCCUAAUGACACAGUCAGCCUAUACAGAGCCAGAAUGGACAACAGAGAGGUCAUCCUGAGGGUUCUGAAAGAGAAAGCAAACAGCAGUGAGAAGCAGCACUUUUUGGGUUUUGCUUCCUUCGUGUCAGGACUGGGGCGGCACCCCUCCCUACCUGAGCUGCUGGGUGUGGUUUCAGUGCAGCCGCCCCUCAUGAUGGUCGUCGAAGAGCUGCAGCACAGGGAUCUGCUGGGGUACCUGUGGAGAUGUCGACAGGAUAACUCGAGUUUAGAGUCUUCAUGUGAAAUGACAGAGAAGAGGAUCUUCACCAUGGCAGGACAAGUGGCCUCUGCUCUGGAGUACCUACACAGUCAGAACUGCAUCCAUGGCAACGUGGGAGCACACAGCGUUCUGGUUGAUGGAGAUCUGACAGCGAAGCUGUGGGGAUUGGGCCCAGCCUACCGCAGGAGAACACAGGCCGUUACACCGGGGCAGGACAUGGAGAUGAGGAAGUGGCAGGCCCCAGAAGUGCUAGGCAGAAGAGCCGUCAGUCAGAGCAGUGAUGUAUGGUCCUUUGGUUUACUUCUCUAUGAAAUGGUCACACUAGGUGACCCACCAUUUGCCCAGAUCGUGGCGAAUGAACUUCUGCAGUAUCUACAAAGAGGAAAGCAUCUCAAACAGCCAGCCACCUGCUCCAACUCACUGUACUCCAUCAUCAAGGCCUGCAGCAAUUGGCGCCCUGAACAACGUCUCUCAACGUCGGAGCUUAUUAGAACACUUCAGGCGGGAGAGAAAUCAGCCAAUGGGCGCACAGUUCUCAGAGUGCCCGAACCACUGGACAUCGAGAAGUACCUGAGGGAGGCGGGAUAUGAAGAGGCAUACAACUAUGCUGUGCUCUAAUUCGCUGAGAGCGGCAUCAGUCUGGACUACAUUGGUACUGUUCAUAGAUAUAUGGGUACUGUUACUACCAUCGUAAUGUACGCUAUUGGUGCAUCAUGCCUCCUCGACUCCCCCACUUGCCUCCUUUCCUCGUCUUAGUCCCUUCCUCUGAGGAGGAACGGGAGGGACGCAGGAAAUCAUGCAAGGAGAGAGGAAUCGAGCAAAUGUGUUUUAGAGAAAUGAGACGUCCUUUCCUCUGAAGAGUCACAUAAAUACGCCAGAUGUUUGGGCGGAGCAAGUAACUCUUUCAGCUGCACGGCUUCCCGGAAGGCUGCACUCGUGUAUCCUCGCCUAUAGCUCCACUAAGAUCCCUCCUCGAUGCUCGUUCCUCAGUCCUCCGGGCAGAAAUAAGAGGGACAGAACAACUUCAGCUUCAGCGGAGGACCGAGAAGUGGAUGAGCUAUCAAAUAAGUGUCAAUAGAUGCAGCGUGUAGGUCUGGCAAUGGGCAACUACCCUAAGGACAUCUGCAAGAAUUAAGAAUUAAUGAAAAAGAACUUUUUAGAACAUAUUAGAAAAUGCAUAUUGUUUAUGAAACACAUUUUUAGUUUUCCAUUUGUUUGUACUGUUGGAACACUUUAACAUUUAUGUUUGUAGAGUAAUAUAUGGACUGUAAAUAUGUAUUUUUCUGUAAACCAAAUCUUUGGUCAUCUAAAAAAAUAAUAUAAUGAAAGAAAGCAAUGCAAGUUCUAUCAAACUAGUUAGCCAGAAAAACUAAACAAAAUGUCAGCUGCAAACAGUUUGACAUACUCCUGCAAUUAAGGUUAUGUGUAUUACCCACCAAUCCAGAAAAGCAGAUACGACGACUGCCGUCAUCAAUAAAUGAUCAAUUGUCAUCA